Oldenlandia corymbosa var. corymbosa is the source of this 1714-nucleotide messenger RNA. Lineage: Eukaryota; Viridiplantae; Streptophyta; Magnoliopsida; Gentianales; Rubiaceae. The record is from the annotation of a GenBank genome assembly.
UGAAGUUUAGAGGAGAACAUUUGGGCCAUACUGGAACUCAGAAAGUCGAUUAGCAUUUUUUAUUUUUUUUAAAAAUUAAAAAUGUAAAACCCUGCGCCUUCGCUAAAACGGAAAAGUUGAUUGCCACUCCGGUGGAUACAGUAUUCAAUUCAGAGCUUCAAAUUCAUACUACCAGCUACGCCUAGUCGAUCUUAUGUGGAGUAGUGUUCUGAAGGAUUUGCAUUCUGCAGCUUCCUGUUUCCACAAUUUAUUAUGCAAGAGCAACGGCAAUAGUAAUAAAAUCACUCCUGGAUUUUCAUUUCGCAGAAGAUAUCACAGCAAUAUCCGCUGGGAUCCUAGUUUAUUUCCUCAUCGCUUCAAACGAUGGCAAGAUCUAAGGAAGCAUAAGUUAACUGCUAGUACUUUCAGCAGUGCUAUUGGUUUGUGGCCUCGGAGAAGAGUUCAACUUUGGUUGGAGAAGAUUGGGGCCAUAGAACCAUUUUCUGGUAAUGAGGCUACUGGUUGGAACAAUUCUAUGGAAGAGGAAGCUCUUGAAAGAUAUAAGCUAAUAACUGGAAAUAGUGUACAUUUUCCAGCUUUACAGGUUUAUAAAAAGACCAACCCAGAAGAUGAUUGGCUUGCUGCUUCUCCAGAUGGAGUGAUUGACAGUUUUUUAUACGACUUGCCUUCUAGAGGAGUUUUAGAGAUUAAAUGCCCUUACUUUGAUGGUGAAAUGAAAAAGGCUUGCCCCUGGGGACGAAUACCACUUCACUACAUCCCGCAGGCUCAAGGUUUAAUGGAAAUACUUGACCGGGAUUGGAUGGACAUGUAUGUAUGGACUCCUGUGGGCAGUAGUCACUUCCGGUUGUGGCGAAAUGAAGAAUACUGGGAUCUUCUCAAGAUUGCGUUGGCUGAUUUUUGGUGGAAACACGUCCACCCAGCACGGGAGGUGUAUGAGAACUCCAAGUUACCAGAUCCUUUUUCCCAUGCAAAAUCCUUCAUUCCGGCACCAAGACACGAGUUACAUCAGUAUUUAGUUCAUGCUAGUAAACUGAUUGUGGAAUGCUCUGAGUUACGAAUGCGCGAGUUUGGCGGAAUACUAGUAGAUUAAUUCACAUUUGAGUCUAGAUUAAAGGCAGUUUGGGUCUAUUCUGAUCUAGUUAAGAGAGGAGUAUUGCUGCCAGAGUUUUGAAGAUGAUAAAUGGAUUCAAGGGAGACUGAAAGCAGUUUUUUUUUUUUUUUUUUGGAUCGACAGAUUUAGUGGCUCAAUCUCCAUUGCAAAUGGAAAUGUUGACAUGUUUAUCAGCGCUUCAACAAGCUUCCAAUUAUGGAAUCAAAAGGGUUAAACUUCACACAGAUUGUGAAUUUUUAACAACUCAUCUAAGGGAUGAACAAAUCCCGAUUGAGGUGCAAGAAACUUCCCCUCUAUUAAUUUCGAUUAUAGAUACGUUUGACUAUUGUGAACGGAUUAAAGUUGAUAGGUCGGAUGUAUUAGAAGUACAUAAUAUAGCUUAUCAUAGGAUGCAAGGUAAUAAUCCAGUAACAUUAUUCUAAUCUGAUACAGAUAUCCUUUUCCAAAAAAAAAAAAAAGCAGCUUUUUUUCGUUUUUUCCUUUUAGAUGACUAAUGAGCUGAAGCUGACGCUGUUAGAAUGGCAGGGUUCACAGUUUACAAAUGGUUAGCGAGAUAGAGAAUACUUUGAUGUUCUCAACUCGAGCAUUAUGCAUAUAUCCAAG